AUGCGCCUAACGUAUGCUGCAUUAAUUAUCGCGGCAGCUCUGGUUACUAUCAUUGAUGGCACUGACACCGCUGCGGCCGAGACGGAAUCGACUUUGAAAGAGCACGCUUCGACCAAGAAGACCAGCGAGUCAUCUGAGCUAACGGCAGAUGCCUUGGAGGAAAGAGCCACGAGUCGCAGAAGUGGAAGCGGAUACAACAGGAACCAAAUUUACGGAAUGCACACGAGUAUCGGAAUGAUGUACCCGAACAAAACGCCAUAUCUGAACGAAAAACUGCGGCAGUAUCUUCAACGGAUGAUGAAAAAGAAAGCCACGACUACCCGCCGACUUCGAGCCUAA
This is a messenger RNA of Phytophthora nicotianae INRA-310, 339 nucleotides long. RefSeq lists its product as hypothetical. The record is from RefSeq and is a predicted model, not a curated record. Bases 1 to 339 code for a protein of 112 amino acids. Lineage: Eukaryota; Oomycota; Peronosporomycetes; Peronosporales; Peronosporaceae. The transcript has a single exon.